AUUUAUUUGAAAACUUUCGGUAUUUUAAUUUGGUUCAGUCUCGUGUUAUGGAUAAUGCGUUAUACUCAGAUAGAAGCUUAGUUGUAUCAGCACCAACUGGUUCUGGAAAAACAACCAUAUUCGAAUUAGCAAUUGUUCGUUUAAUGAUGGCCAUUGAGGAUAUUCAAUACACGGGAGAUUUUAAAAUCGUUUACAUGGCUCCAAUAAAAUCAUUGUGCAGCGAACGUUUAUGUGAUUGGAAUAGAAAAUUUUCCGAAAUUGGCUUAUCUUGUAUUGAAGUGACUGGUGAUACAGAUCGAUUAGAGUUUAAAACUUUAGAAAAUUAUAAAAUUAUUAUCACAACUCCAGAAAAAUGGGACUCAAUUACACGAAAAUGGAAAGACAAUAAAGAAAUUGUUAAAGUUGUUAAACUUUUUAUGAUUGAUGAGAUUCAUUUAUUAAAUGAUCGUAAACGUGGGCCAACUUUAGAAGCAGUUGUUAGUCGUAUGAAAAUUAUCCAAAAAUCCAUCGAACAUAUACGUUUUGUAGCAUUAUCCGCUACAAUAAAAAAUAUUGAAGACGUUGGUCAAUGGUUAGGUGAUAAAACAAAACCAUUUAUGCCUUCGGCAAUAAUUCAAGAAUUCGGUGAAGAAUAUCGUCCGGUACAGUUAAAGAAAAUUGUAUUGGGAUACAUGUGCCCAUCAAACACAACCCCUUUCAAAUUUGAUUUAUCAUUAAAUUAUAAAUUAAAAUCAGUGAUACAACAGUAUUCAAAUAAUAAGCCAACAUUAGUAUUUUGCACAACACGAAAAGGUUUAAUGGCAACUGCUGAAAUUUUGUGUAAAUCCUUUACAUGUAACUUUUCAGAAACUCAGAAAGACUUCAUAAGAAAUUCUUUGAGAGAAAUGCGUGAUAAAAAAUUAAAAGAAAUGCUCGAAGUAGGAAUUGGCUGGCAUCAUGCUGGAAUAGAUUGUAAUGAUCGUUAUAUAGUUGAAAAUAUGUUUCGUUCCGGUGUAGUAGCCGUUUUACUAACCACAAGCACUCUUUCAAUGGGAGUAAACUUACCAGCACAUUUAGUUAUAAUUAAGUCCACCGAAAUGUAUCAAUCUAAUGGUUACGAAAAUUAUUCAAAAAUAGCCUUACAGCAAAUGAUUGGUCGCGCAGGAAGACCACAAUAUGAUUCGUCAGCUACAGCUGUAAUUAUGACCAAAGAAUCAAUGCAGAAAUUCUAUGAAAAUAUGAUUAUGGGAACAGAAAUUAUUGAAAGUAAUUUACAUAAGCAUUUGGGUGAACACUUGAAUGCUGAAAUUGUUUUGCGUACAAUAACGGAUCUUGUGGUUGCUUUAGAUUGGAUAAAGACAACAUUUCUUUAUAUCCGAGUUUUAAAAAAUCCACGAUAUUAUGGAUUAACACAACCUUCGCUUACACCAGAACAAAUUGAAACAAAAUUAAUUGAAUUAUGUCAAAUUGAGAUAAACAAAUUGAAAAAAUUGAAAUUGGUAACAACUGAUACAGAAUUAGGUGUCGACUUAAAACCAACUCGAAAUGGUGAAUUAAUGGCACAGUAUUAUUUAACUUUUUCAACAAUGCAAUUAUUCAUGAAGAUUAAUGGAACUGAAACAUUAUCACAGCUAAUUAAUAUGAUUUCGGAUUCAGAUGAAUUUUCUGAAAUUCGCUUACGUGUAAAUGAUAAAAAAAUAUUGAAUGCAUUGAAUAAAUGUAAAUUUUCUGAAUCUAUUCGAUUUCCAAUGUCUGGCAGAAUAACUAGUUUAUCAAUGAAAGUUAAUUGUAUUAUUCAAGCCGUAUUGGGAGCAUUACCAAUACAUGAAAGUUCAUUAAGAAUGGAAAGUGAUCACAUUAUGAGAAUUGGCGAACGUAUGUCUCAUUGUCUUUGCCAAUAUUUAAUAACACAAGAAAAAGGAUUUAUAGCAUUACGAAACGCUUUAAUUUUAUCAAAAUGUUUUACGGCCCGCUUAUGGGAAAAUUCGAAAUAUGUAUCACGCCAAUUUGAACGAGUUGGUCCAGUAACAGCGAAUUUACUUGCUUCUGCUGGAAAAAUUACUUUUACUGAUAUUUUAAAUUCAAAUCCACGAGAUUUGGAAAGAAUUUGCAAUCGUGGUCCACCAUUCGGCAAUAAUUUAAUAAACUUUGUUAAGCAUUUGCCCAAUUUUUCUUUGAGAAUUACACCUCCAGAUGUGGCUGCACCACCUCCACGAUAUUUAACCGUCAUUAUCGAAUUUUCAAAUUUUGAAGACUUACAAAAUAUGACAACAACUGGAAAAAACCAUGGAUUUUCUAUUCUUGUUGGUGAUACUUCAAAUAAUAUUUUAUUUUAUAAAAAGUAUCGAGAUGAGGAUGUUUUAAUGACUAAAACUCUAACACAUCAAGUUAAGUUGGUUGAAACAAUUGAACAUGAAGUUUUUGGCUGUGUGAUUAGUGAAACUUGGGGUGAGUACUAUAUUAACUUUCUGGAAAGAGGCAGGGUCCGAUCUAGCUAUUCAGUCGCUACGGGCAAAAAAUAAAACAA
Molecule: messenger RNA, 2506 nt
Organism: Chrysoperla carnea
Lineage: Eukaryota; Metazoa; Arthropoda; Insecta; Neuroptera; Chrysopidae
Product: probable ATP-dependent DNA helicase HFM1
Exons: 14
Coding region: 48-2501 (817 amino acids)
Molecular function (GO): ATP binding; nucleic acid binding
Source: RefSeq, a predicted model, not a curated record